AAGAAAAAAACAAAACAAAACAACCAAUCAAUGAACCAGCAAAAUCCGGAACUGUGCAAUAAUUAAGAGCCAGUCAUCUGGAAGUCAGAAUACACAGGAGGGAUGCUGUGGCCAUUAGCCCGGAUCGCACUGAGGCACUGUGCACCCAAAGCUUCCAGGAAAGAUAUGGGAGAAUCAGCAGAGGCGGCUGAGCACAGAAUGACUCUGGGGAAGUUGCCUCUGGAAGAGCCAAUCCCUGCUCUACCUCAGUAUGACAGCACAAUGCGGCUCUGACAUGUGCUGCCCCCUGCUGAGCACAUAAUGGGAUGUCAGCAGUGACCCAGAGCACUAGCACUCCCGUCAAUGUAAAAAUGUGCCUGUUUGCAGCCACUUCUACCACCAGCAGCGGCCGCGGAGCCUGAGCUGCAAGGAAGACAGUGCUCACUAUCAAAGGUGUGUGUCUCCGAUACUCUGUCCAACCAUGGCGGACUACUAUGACGUUCUAGGGGUGCAGAGCUACGCGUCACCAGAGGACAUAAAGAGAGCUUACCGAAAAGUGGCACUUAAAUGGCACCCUGAUAAAAAUCCAGAGAACAAAGAGGAAGCAGAGCGAAAGUUCAAAGAAGUCGCCGAGGCCUAUGAAGUAUUAUCAAAUAGUGAAAAACGGAACGUUUAUGAUAAAUAUGGCAAGGCGGGACUAAAUGGCGGAGGUGGAAGUCAUCUUGAUGACGAAUGUGAGUAUGGUUUCACAUUCCGUAAGGCAGACGAUGUCUUUAAAGAAAUGUUUGGUGAAAGGGACCCAUUUUCAUUUCACUUCUUUGAAGACUCACUGGAGGAUCUUUUGAGCAGUUCAAGAAGCUCCAACAGAAGCAGAAGCAGAGGCACAGGAUCCCUUUUCUCCCAUUCCUGUGACCACCCAGUGUUUACCAGGCUUUCUCCUUAUGACACAGGAUAUAUGUCUUACGUUUCACUGGGACAUGAGGGCCUUACUUCAUUCUCUUCCCUGGCAUUUGAUGAUACCGAGAUGGGCAAUUACAUACCCAUUACCCCUUCAGGCAAAACUGUUAAUGGAAGAAGAAUCAACUCAAAGAAAAUUUUUGAGUACCCUCAAGAUAUAGAAGCUGAAGAUGACGAGUUGAAAUCCUUUCUUGUAAACAGUGUGGCAGAGGAAGAGGGCUUUGCAGAAAAAUGGAACUGGAGAAGACAGUCAUUCAACAAUUAUUCACCAAAUUCCCACAGCCCCCCAAAUAUAUCACCAUGUACUCUUGUGGACAACACUGAACAAGGUACACCUUGGGUUGCCAGCAAGAAGGAUCCUUCCAUUUUCUCAGCAGGAUUCAAAGAAGGCGGUAGGAGGAAAAAAAAGGGGCAGAAGAAGAGGUCAAAUAAAAGGAAUCGCUAAUUCACUCUUUAGACACAUGAUA
Messenger RNA from Peromyscus leucopus (white-footed mouse), 1403 nucleotides. It is a transcript of the gene Dnajb7, whose product is annotated as DnaJ heat shock protein family (Hsp40) member B7. Gene Ontology annotation, biological process: protein refolding; positive regulation of proteasomal ubiquitin-dependent protein catabolic process. Gene Ontology annotation, cellular component: endoplasmic reticulum membrane; cytosol. Gene Ontology annotation, molecular function: ATPase activator activity; Hsp70 protein binding. NCBI's taxonomy places the organism in Eukaryota, Metazoa, Chordata, Mammalia, Rodentia, Cricetidae. The transcript has a single exon. Bases 461 to 1381 code for a protein of 306 amino acids. The record is from RefSeq and is a predicted model, not a curated record.